UACAUAUUUAUGUAUAUAUAUGAAUAUGUAUAUCUAUAUAUGUAGCAUUUUUGUAAAGUGGUGAGAUAUCGCGGAUUUUUGUAAGCCUAUAUAACCACACACUAUAGAUUAUCAGCAACAUCCAUAAAAAUCGAGGUCAUUAUGUUGAAAUUGCUGUUGAUUUUAGCAACAUCGACAUGCUUUUUAAUAACAGUUGACACCGGUACGCCGAUAGGCACAGGUGGACCUUCGUUGAUAUACGAAGGCAAAGAUGCUUUACUGACUUGUGUUGUAUCUGAGAAUCAUUAUAAUAACACUGUGAUAUGGAAAAAAUUUGAUAAAAUUCUCACUGCUGGUAAAGUGAGAGUAACUAGCGAUAGUCGUAUUAGUGUUUUACACGAUGAAAACCCAAAGGGACGCUUAGAAUCUGGCGGUGAAGUGUGGGUUUUAUUAAUUAAAAAGUUAAAAAUAUCGGAUACUGGAAGUUAUGUUUGUGAAUUAAAUUCAGAUCCAGUAUUGCGUAGCAUACACAUAUUAAUGGUUAAGCCGUUUCCUUACAAGAACGGCAACGGUAAUGACACGCUAGCUGGCGUAGGCACGGCAGCAGCAGCCAGCGAGUCGAGUGAUGUGUUUUUAGUGCCCCCUCCCUUAGAGGUGGCAGACAAUCGUACCUUUUGGCGACCAACUGGUGUGGGGCCACAAAUAACACAUGACUUUACAGAGUGCUGCGAACGCGCAAAUGUCAGCCAAAAUUGUAUGGGUUUUUGUAAUGUACAUAAUAUACUGGACGGCACAACAGGCACGGAUCCAGAGGCAUGCGAAAAGGAUUUCCCGCAAAUAGUGCGCUGUAUGGCAGAUGGUCGGAACCAUGUGCCAUGUUGUGUUGAAAAGCAAAUACCUGACUUGUGUCAGGACAUGUGCCGGGGUGAGUACACCCCCUUCACCGACUUGUUACGUACUCGUGUCUCGUGCGUGCAUCACACUCUUAGUGGUUUACAGUGCAUAUUAAAAGGUGUUCAGCAAAUACCCAGCACACCUCUGGAUGUUUCAGUGAGUGACGUCGCCGAGACAACUGUCACGGUUAGCUGGUCACCACCUAAAAAGUUGCCGCACACAGUCAAGCACUAUAAUGUCACCUUAACGGCAUUGCAUUCAUUUGACCAAGACAGCAGUGACGAAGAUAUUGAAGCUGAUAAUAUAGCAAAACACGGAAAAGGUAACAAUGAAGAUAUAAGCAUUUUGCGAUUAGUCUCCAGUAAUGAGACUGCAGUCACUGUUAAAAACUUGAAGCCGUUAACAAUGUAUACGAUUAUGGUGACGGCUGCAAAUGAUUACGGUUCCAGCCUGCCCAGCGAAAGAUUGCGUAUCUUUACGCAUACUAGCGCUUUAGCAACUGAAGCGAAAUCGGGACCUGUUAUGAAAAUGGAAGUACCUGACUUACCGGAUAUACGUAGUUGUUGCGAAGCAAACGGAAUGACUCAUCGUAUGUGUUUGGAUAAAAUGUGUGAUCCGCAAAAAACUGAUUUAGCUACAUUGCCCGACUUUAUGGUAUGCGCUCCUUGGUCAAAUAUUACCUUCACUUGUUUAGCUAAUAACAUCGAUCACACACCUUGUUGUCGAGCCAGAGGUAUACCCACCGCCUGUUUUCCUUUAUGCUCUGGAAAGAUUUCCACACUGGAUUUUAGCUUAUUCAAGUGUUUACGUUUCAUGUCGGAAUUUAGCAGCUGUCUGUUUCAGGGUUACGGAAUUUUGGCUGAUCCUCCUUCCAAACUGCGUAUUAUAGCCAAAACUGACAAUUUUGUGAUAUUAGAUUGGAAUAAGCCAAAGUCAUUAUCUGAUACCAUCAGCACAUAUCAUAUAAAAUUCCGUCGCUUGGGAGUCGGGGAUGAUUACUUGACAGUAGAGAAGAAAAACCCCCCACUUAUAUUAGAGGGUUUGGAGCAAGAAGUUUACUAUGAAUUUUAUGUGGUUUCCAUAAAUGCUUAUGGGAAAAGCGAACCAUCACCACGUCUUAUUACACGCACCUUGCCUGCCAACGUAGAGAAUGUAUACGAAUCGAGAUAUAACAUGAGCACAUGUUGCCAAGCGUCUGGCCUUUUACCACAAUGUACACCACUUUGCAGUUAUAAUAUACGUUUAUCGGAUAUCGAAAAACUAGGCCCGGCUUGUCGAGCGCAAAUAUCUGUAAUUGCACGUUGCGCGGCAGGCGGUCGAGAUCAUACGCCUUGUUGCGUCCGACGGGGCGUAACACCAACUUGCAUGUCUUUGUGUCGCGGCGUUUUGCCAGUCAGCCACAUAUCGGCAUCCCUAUCAAGUAUAUCUAGUAGUUCGUCGUCUGUUAGCGGCGGUGGUAGCUCAACAUCGACUGCAGCAAAUACUAAUUCAGCGGAUUGUCUCUCCUAUGCUGGCAAUAUUCUUCAGUGUUUCGAAGAAGGCACUGAGAGUAUACCAGGACCGGCAGAAGAUCUGCAUGUCACUCAAAUUACUAAUACUACAAUUAGUUUAGCCUGGACGCAACCACAGUUAGUUGAAGUUAAUGAAAAUUCAACUGUCACAGACGCUGACAACAAUAUAGCGAACAAAAAUAAUAAAAGCACCUUAACUAAUACUACUGAUAUCGAUUUUAUUGUGCAGUAUGGAAAAGUCAAUAACAUGACCAUGUACGAGACGGUGGCAAAGCUAGAAAGUGAAUUGGUGACAAACGAGACUUCAUUGGAUUUGGUCAAUUUAGAGCCGCAUGCUUUAUAUCGUAUUAUGGUAUUAACACACGGCAAAUAUGGUAACUCAUUGCCAUCAUCGAUGUUAUUAAUAAAUACCACAGAAAUGAUCAGCAAUCUGAAUGGCUCAAACAAAUCGCAAGAAAUUUAUGGUGCACCGUCACCACCACACGCAUUGGCCAUCGUUGCUCAUAGUGCUACCUGGAUGCAAUUGACGUGGCAACCACCGGAAUAUUCGCAUCCUCAUGAAAAAAUCACUUAUAGAGUUUAUCACAAGCCUAUGAAAGCGGAAAAAUUCAAUAGAAUUGAAACCAAAGUAGCCUGGUUACGGAUGAAUAACCUUAAGCCCAGUUCACAGCAUAUACUUUAUGUAGAGGCCGUAGGAGAAAAAGCAACGUCACUGCCCUCUGAAACAUUAGUAGCAUGGACAGAUCCAGCAUUGCCGGCAUUUGUCGAUCCACCGACCGUACAUCCUGCUGACAAUAUUCCCGAAGGGGGCUCUAUGACUAUUUUGUGUUUGGCUUUGGGUAAUCCAGCUCCUACAAUUUCUUUGUAUGUGGGUGGUCAUUUGGUGAGGCAGGAUACUUCACGACAUAUGGUUACUGUUAUACAUAAUGUAACGGCAGAUAUGGAACAUGUUUCAUGUUAUGCCGAUAACGGUUAUGGUGUACCUAUGCAAGCCACUAGAAGAGUUAAUAUAUGCUAUGCACCGAAAAUACAGGCGGCCGGUAUUACAGUCGCCUCUGUAGGCAACGAAGUUGAGUUGCGUUGUAUGGUUGAUUCCAAACCGGCUCCUAAGACUAUAUUUUGGCGGGAUCAUGAUGGCCGCAUACCCGUCAUCCAGGGCGGCAAUUAUGAUAUUUCUAUGCGAACAAAUGAAUCACGUCCCACUAUAUAUACUAUGGUUUUGCGGAUUUAUAAACUUCAAGCGACCGAUGUCGGUGAUUAUUUUUGCCACGCUGAAAAUCCUUACGGUUCUGCCACAAUACCCGUCUCAGUUCGCAUACGUAACACUCCCGCUCUCAAUCACAAUGUUUCUGAAUGCUGUUCUCAAAUGAAUGUUUCGUCGGCCUGCCGUAGUGCCUGCAGCUAUUACGUUGAUAUUGAUGCUAUAGCUGAUAGACCCGAAUGUAUAACUGAAUUCGAUAAAUUGAUGAAAUGUGCUGCGGACGGUUCUGAUCAUCGCACUUGUUGCGCUGAUGGCAAUGUGCCGCGAAAAUGUCUAAAUUGGUGUAGAGGAGAACCGGUGCGUUCUAAAGAGAUUUGUAGUCUACAGUACGCUCGCACUAUUGUAGGAUGUUUUGAAUCGAAUCGCGAUCGUCUGCCAGGACCACCGGAAAACAUAGCUGUCAGUGUCGUCUCAGAUAGUGAAGUGAUUAUAAAAUGGGAUCCCCCAACCAAGAAUCCAAAUGUUGUCGAUGGCUAUCGUAUCUUCUACCAUGAAGCCGCUAUAAUGGGUAAUGAUGCAGCUGUGGCCUCUGCAAACAAUGAGCCAAACGAUUCGUUGCUUAGCAACGCAACAAGCAUGCAAAUGGGUAGUAAUGUAACCUUGAGCACGAAUGGCGGCGGUGCUGGUGUUGGCAGUAGCAACGAAGUGAGACGUAUAGACGUCAAAGAAACGAGUGUUAAUAUCGAUGGUCUUAAAAGAGAUGUUUUGUACGAGUUGGUUGUUAAAGCUGGCAACACAUAUGGUGCUAGUGUUUUAACGCAACCGAUCAAAUUCACACUUGGGGACCAUCAUGUUACUUCUGCCACAACAUCAUAUUCGCAUGUGGGUACAGUUAGUGGUAUUGUAGCCAGCAUUUUGGCCAUAAUGCUGGCGGCAGCUGCUAUCAUAUUCUAUAAGAGGCAUCGUACCAGCAGCAAAGCCAGCUCAGGGGUGGCAUUUGAGAAUCCCACUUACACUCGAGGUUUAGAACAAGUACAGUUACCUACCGUGACAUCAGCUUUAACUCAUACGGGUGUCAAUGGUAACACGAACUCUAUACGAACGCCUGCCACAAGCAAUGCUGCAUUUCAGACGGCCACAUCAAAUAUGUUAACGUCAUCGGCACCGACGGCAGCCACAGCAUCAAAAGCAUCUCUCUCAGCAGUUUCAACAACAGGAGCAACGGUGGGGACAUUUAUGCGAAAUGGCUUAGAUGGCACGGAUGGCCAUACUCAAUGCAAUGAAGUUAAACCCACAAUUUAUGAAGAGCUCAAACUUGGCCAAGAAGACAGCAUGCGAGUUAAGGUCCAAUGGGCCCAUAAUUUUUAAAUGGAAGAAAAGAAACUCGUAUACGAAACGGUUCAGCAACGUUGAAAGCCGUCAAUGAGAUAUUGUUAACGAAACGUAAGUUUAAGGGAAACCUAAUGGCUGCCGGCAUUUUCUAAGCAUCCCAAAAUGGUUUGUAUGUUUCUCUCAUUAUUAUCAUAAAUAACUUAAUAUAAAAUUUCCCUAUUCGUUUUGUCAAUAACCGC
Molecule: messenger RNA, 5156 nt
Organism: Glossina fuscipes
Lineage: Eukaryota; Metazoa; Arthropoda; Insecta; Diptera; Glossinidae
Product: Ig-like and fibronectin type-III domain-containing protein 2
Exons: 20
Coding region: 142-4953 (1603 amino acids)
Molecular function (GO): protein binding
Source: RefSeq, a predicted model, not a curated record